AUGCCAUCUCCUACCUCACCCCCGAAGCCAAUCACUGUUCCUUCAUUAAAUAUCAUCACCUCUAGUGCUUCUCCUGAAUCGUCCAGCACCAAGCGAAGGGGGCGAAGCGGCAGUAUCGUUGCUGUGCAAGAAGUGGCAGGAGACCAGCAGGACCUGCUGGACCAAAGCGCCUUCGGGAACAUCAAUGCGGAUUGGGUUAACUCUAAGGGAGCAUGGCUGAUACACCCCGUACUCAUCUUUACUGGGAAGAUAAUGAUUGAUUCGAUUCCUGGGAUGCACCAGAACACAAGCUGGACCAUCGUGAAUCUGAGCUACAUGACCCUUUCCUACCUUAUGUUUCACUAUGUCACUGGCAUACCAUUUGGUGCUGACUCCCAUGGUGGUGCAUACGAUGACUUGACGUUGUGGGAGCAAAUCGACGAGGGUGCUCAAUACACGCCUGCUAAGAAAUGGCUUUUUUGCACUCCAAUAGCGUUGUUCCUCAUCUCCACGCAUUACACGCAUUACGACCCUUGGGCUUUCGCCAUUAACUUCACGGCGCUUAUUGUUGUUUUGAUACCCAAGCUCCCCCAGUUCCACCGCCAGCGGUUACGUUUUGUAGAACCAGAAACACCUGGGGCAGUGACUCCAAAGACUCCGUUAGGGGCCAGCGGUCGAACGACACCAACACCUUCAAAUUACUAGGUCCCAUAUGCGCAGUG
Cantharellus anzutake is the source of this 701-nucleotide messenger RNA. Its product is annotated as Orm1 type endoplasmic reticulum protein. Lineage: Eukaryota; Fungi; Basidiomycota; Agaricomycetes; Cantharellales; Hydnaceae. The coding region runs from base 1 to 684 and encodes 227 amino acids. The record is from RefSeq and is a predicted model, not a curated record. Gene Ontology annotation, biological process: ceramide metabolic process; intracellular sphingolipid homeostasis; negative regulation of ceramide biosynthetic process. Gene Ontology annotation, cellular component: endoplasmic reticulum membrane. The transcript is spliced from 5 exons.